Molecule: messenger RNA, 3741 nt
Organism: Sycon ciliatum
Lineage: Eukaryota; Metazoa; Porifera; Calcarea; Leucosolenida; Sycettidae
Product: mucin-2-like
Exons: 13
Coding region: 298-3651 (1117 amino acids)
Biological process (GO): adenylate cyclase-activating G protein-coupled receptor signaling pathway; cell surface receptor signaling pathway
Cellular component (GO): plasma membrane
Molecular function (GO): G protein-coupled receptor activity; calcium ion binding
Source: RefSeq, a predicted model, not a curated record
CUUACUAGCUAUGUUGAUUAUUAUUACUAUGCACCUGAUGUUGGGUUUGUAAAGGCGGGGAACAAUACAGCCAGGCCAAAACGCGAUGGGAUGACUUCGAGCGUCAGUUACAGUGAAGUAUUGAUUCGAACGUCGCUGUAACCUGCUGGGUCUAUUUCACUCUUACGCUUAUGCGAGUGGCAUAAGCCAAGGAAUAAGGAAGGGGCAACCACGUCGUUCCGUGCUUCACUCGGAUUACCCUUGGUCGUAGAUGAACUUAGCAUCGUAUUCUUGUGGAGACCUCCCAAGCUCUUGUCUAUGGCUGGCCAAGAAAGUCGCGAUUGGUCUGUGCCUUGUACCGUGCAGCUGCGUCGUACAGUGAUGCACCACCGCGUGGCAGGACUGCUGUUGCUCGUGAUAUUAACUCAAAGCGGAACAACUGCAGGCUGGCAGAACUGUUCUGGCAGUGGUUAUGAGUACAAGUACAUUGCGGGAGUCAGUAAAACGUUCAAUGACACCGUCAGCUACUGCAGAACUCUAUCAACUAACAGUGGCAUAGCAACACCACGCAAUGCUAUCCAGAACCAGUGUAUACUCAACAGCAGACCCAGUGCCACCACAAUCUGGAUUGGCAUUCGUUCGUUUACCUACCCAUUCCAGUGGAUCACAGUUGGCGAUGGCUUUAGCCUGACGUACACAAACUGGCACAGCGGCCAGCCUGACGGCAUUAUGCCAGAGUGUGCUACCAUGUGGUAUCGUUACCCUCCACCGUACCCAGCUGACAAAUGGGACAAUAUUGAAUGUAAUAAAUUAAGCAACAUAAUUUGUGAACAAGAUUUGAAUGAAUGUGUACGCAAAGUGCACAGUUGUUCCAGUAGAACAGAGUGUGUUAACACUAUCGGCAGCUAUAGAUGUAUAGCUGUAGCCACGACAUUGCCCAACAUCACUAACACAUCCACUGUUGUGUAUUCCACAUCGUUGGUGUUAGCUACCAGCCCAACCACCACCCCAACCAUCACACCAACCACCACACCAAAAACCGCACCAACCACCACCCCAACCACCACACCAACCACCACACAAACCACCACGCCAACUACCACGCCAACCACCACACCAACCACCACACCAACCACCACACCAACCACCACCCCAACCGCCACACCAACCACCACACCAACCACCACACCAACCACCACACCAACCACCACACCAACCAGCACCCCAACCACCAGCCCAACCACCACCCCAACCACCACGCCAACCACCACAUCAACCACCACACACGCCGCUACUCUGCCUUCAAUCACAGCAACAACUGUUGUUCCAGCCACUUCACCCUCCACGCUACCGCUUACUACCUGGCUAGACGCGUCAUCAGUGACUGUUACCAUGGCAACAACCGGUACUACUCUCUACCAGUCCACCACUGAUGACCAGCUAACAGAGCUCCCGAAAUGCCCAGCCGAAACAGAGACCUUGGGCAACAAAGGCAAGCUACAGUGGACGGAUACGCUUGCCCAAUCGAUAGCCUAUGCGCCGUGCGAGGCGAACUGCGGCAAGGCAGUGCGAUGGUGCCUGCCUGUGUGGAGGACGAACACUGCAAAGUGGUCUUCGACGAAUGCUUCGGAAUGUUCUGUCAUCGCGCAUACCCGCCAAGAGCCACAAGUACAAGGAGCAAUCGAUAAUAUCACGAGUUUAUUGACAGCCGGAAAUGUCACGUCAACCACUUUGACGGCAGCGACACGUAACCUGGACGAUACCCUGAAGAAAUCAUCUGCGACCACGGCUGAAACUGUCACCAAGGUUACCUGUAUCCUGGAAGAGGUUAUCUUGAAGACGCCAGAAAACCAAACACAUGAGCAGCUCGUUGAGGUUGCACAGGCAGUUGCCAACACUAUCAGCAAUGCCAUUGGCGCCUUGCACAUCACUGGGAGUCAGGAGCGUGCACGCAAUCCGCUGCAAACCAGCAGCGACGGUAGCACUGUGCCCGAUGCGAAUGCUCAGGCUAAAUCUGCAGCCUCUAAGAAGAUUCUUGCCGUGAUUGACCUGCUCAAAAGCAGCGUAACUGUCACACCAGAAGCGCCGCUAGUGCAGGUCUCAACUCCUAACCUUGUGUUCGGGGCACACUGUCCCGGCAACGACUCUUCCGGCUAUCUGAUAGAAGCCUCAGUGAGCAAUGAAACCAUCGCCACACAGGUUUCACUUGUGGAUAACAACGUUGAAGGCCGAAACAAUCGCUUCUUCUUGCCAAAAGAGGCCACCGACCGGAUAGCGAAAAGCUCCACCUGCCCUCGACCGGUGGUUGAGUUUCUCGUCCAGCGGGAUGAUGCGCUAUACGUGACGCAUCCUGACGCCUCUGACGCUGUGCCAGGCAGUUAUAUCGGCUCCAUUUUGCUGUCAGUUUCGGUGCGUGGCAUUGACUCUGGCAUGGUGUUUCAUGAGGAUAAGGCUGCCAUGCAGUUUCAGCUCAGUGACGACAUGCGGGAGCAAGAUGAACAUGCAUUGAAGUGCGUUUUCUGGGAUACUGAUAGAAGCUCCUGGUCUGGAGACGGCUGUUCCAUGGUAAACUCUACGCAAGGUCUGGUUGACUGCAGGUGCACACACCUCACAAGCUUUGCUGUGUUGAUUGUACCGGAAGGAAAGGUACACGUUAGCCAUGCUCACUCCAUCACCACCAUAGUCUGCUGCUCAUUAUCCUUACUGGCGCUAGCUGUAGUCAGCCUCUCCAUCCUAUGUAGCAAGAAACAGCGUUCAAUGAAUCAUCAGAGACUUGUACUGAUCCAGUGCGUUCUCCUCGGCGGGUUCUUGAUCAUCUUUCUGACGCUGAUGAACAGAGCUGGUGGCGAGUUCUGUGCUGCCAUUUCCAUGCUUCUCCACUUUCUCCUGCUCGGCCAGUUUGUGAGCACGGUGGCGCAUGCAGUGUUUCUUAUGCAGCGACUUAUCCACGUCUUUCAGCAUGACUGCCUGGAAGUGAUUAAGAAGCUCUCUGUUGUUGCCAUAUUCGUUGUACCGAUUGUGGUGGUGUCGGUGUGUGCCGGUGCGACCAAGAUGGAUGGCUACGGACGACGAGGCAGUGAAGACGCUCAGUGGUGCUGGUUAUCAAAUGAUGUCCUCUAUUACGGAGUGUACCCGAUCAUUGGCACCGCUCUUCUCUUCAACGGUGUCGUUCUCGCCGUUGUCUCUGUGCGCCUUGCCAAAGCCCAUCAGCAGCAGCGACGGAAGGGCCCACACUUGUUUCUACUGCGUAGUGCCAUUGUCAUGAGCACCCUGCUUGGUCUGGUAUGGCUUGUCGGAUUAGCUCUUGUGGCUGCAGAGUACGACCCCAUUGUGCAGUACAUAUUCAACCUGCUCGUCAGCUCCCAAGGCGUGUUCAUGUUCAUCUUUCUGGCAAUGGCCAACAAGGAAAUGCGCCAUGCAUGGAAACAACGUGUAGCAGCUGCGAGUCGAGCCAUGCGCUGUCCUCGCGUUCUCCCUCGCCGAAGGGCGCAGCUUUCCGGAACCAUUCAGCCAUACACCGGUGAACUUGUACACGAGGACUCUGAAAUGAAUCUUCGGAGAAGUAUUGACACUGCCUGGACUACGGCCACACAUAAAGACAGCAACGCUUCCGGGUCAAAUCUAAGCGAGCCAGUUCGCCUGAAAUUUGAACUUGUUGUUGAGGACAUGUGACAGUGGUUCUGCCAUCUACUUGAUUUCGCACAUCCGCCUUGCAUUCUGUCCUGUUGCUCUUCGACAUAAUUUUCUUGAUUUCCUGCUUUU